AAAAUAACUCCUUGUUUUCACUUUGGAUCGUUUAUUAAAAUCAUUUUUAAAAAGGCUGACUGGACUAAAAAGAAAGCGGUCCUUUGCAUCACUUCCCCUCCCCCCCUUUUUUCCUCUUUUUUUAUUUUUGAUAUUCUUUAUUCUUCCCUGGGGAGAGACGGACUUCUCCACAGCGUCAUUAUGUUGAACAACAUGGAUUUGAACGCUAAAGAUUCGUUUUACCCGCAGUUUGACAAUUGCAACAGUUCUUCCUUGGCGAUGGAGAACGGCGCGCGGAAAGACAACCAGGAGGUGUUCGUGGACGCGGCGGCGGCGGCGGCGGAGAGGGGGGUACCUGCCCAGUUCGGCCACGAAGGAGCCCCCGCAACCCUAAAAACCGAGGCUUCCAACUCGGAAUUCGCGUUCAACCCCUGCGAGUGCCCCAAGGACACCUACACCCCCUCCUCGCUCGCCUACUCGGGCAGUUUCUACGUGGAGGCAUCUCAGGGAGCGCCCUGCAGCACCGAGACGCUCCUCAACAUGAUCACCGAGAUCGUGGGCAUCUCCACGCUGCCGCUCUCGGAGGCGCAGCAGAACGGCCCCACCAGCACCACCAGCACCACCAGCAGCAGCACCAUCAGCAGCAGCAGCAGCAUCGCCAGCCGGGGGGCGUACCCGUCCCCUCACCAUGAGCCGCUGGAGAGCAGCGAGGGCGCAAAGAGGCCACCCCCUUACACCUGCUCCGGACCCCAUCCGACCGUGUACACCCCGGACCAGGCGUGCCCCGCGUACGCGGAGGAGCAGGCCCGGGAAGACCCGAACGCCUCCCAGCUCGGCUUCGGCUCCUCUCGGGCGCAGAGGAAGAGCGAGCCCAAGUCGGAGGCCGCGUCCUUCCCGGUGGUGGUCAAGAACGAGUUUGAGAGCAGCUGCUACGAGUGGGGGGCCUUCAGCAACAAGUCCGACUGCUUGGAGUCCACUUUCCAGACGGAGACCUUCCCCAUGUCCAACGACUUCCCCCCCGAGCAGCAGAUGGACGUUAAGGAGCUUUUGGACACGUUCCCGGCGAUCUGCCCCAACCCGGAGAUGGAGUUCAAGGUGGAGGGGGGCAUCAAGCAGGAGCCGUGCUUCUCUGACACCUGCUCCCAAAGCUACUCCACUCCCCUGUAUAACAGUUACCUCCCACCGCCCCCACCCAUGGGCCUCUCCUCGAACCUGAAACCCUUCCCCGAGCCCCCGCAGCAGCCGUCCAACCAGUGCGAGCCUUUGUACACGUCUUUACCCAGCACCAUAGACUCCAUCCUCUACUCCUCCCUGCUGCCAGACUCCUCGUUCCCACAAACUUACACCACCCGCGCCGCGAAGCCCCCUCGAGCGAGGAAGACGCCCGCCUCCUCCUCCUCCCACGGCCCGGCCAAGGAGAAGCCCUUCACCUGCCCCAUGGAGAGCUGCGACCGCCGCUUCUCGCGCUCGGACGAGCUCAACCGGCACAUCCGGAUCCACACGGGCCACAAGCCCUUCCAGUGCCGCAUCUGCCUGCGCAGCUUCAGCCGCAGCGACCACCUCACCACCCACACCAGGACUCACACGGGCGAGAAGCCCUUCUCCUGCGACGUGUGCGGCAAGAGGUUCGCGCGCAGCGACGAGAGGAAGCGGCACGGGCGCGUGCACCUGAAGCAGAAGGAGAAGAUGGAGCUGAAGCCACAGUUGUUGAGGAGGAAGAUGACGACAAGUUCGUGUCUGAGUUUUCAAACCAGAGGAGCAGAGCGAUGAAGAGGAGGAGGAGGAAGAGCAGGUGAAGGAGCUCUGCUGCGGCCUUCCAGCCUGUUGCUGCGGACUUCCUGUCUGCAAACAGCUCAAAAGAGACUUGCUGCUGUUGUUUCUAUGAGUGGAGUUUUUUGUUUUUAUUUUGUUGCAUGACUUGCUGCUCAUUCAGCACCUCUUCAUGUGGCCAGCUCCGACCUCCACGCGCGCGCCUCUGAGGAAACGAGCAGGAUUGCACUUAAACUAUUUCCACUCUAGAUCUUUAUUUUUCCUGCUUUUUAGGCAACCGUAGAGCAAUUAUUUGAACAGUUUAUUCAAAAAUGCAUGUUUAUGUCAGUGUUUUUCUUUUUUCUUUUUUUUUUCUUUUUUUUUCAACUAGGAACAGAAGCCACGCUCAGUUCCUUUCCUUCACUUCACAGUGAAGGUUUGAAUGUAGGCGAACACAGUUUGAUGGUUUGAACCAUGAAAGCUGUUCAUCCCUGAUCAGUUUAGUGUUGAUCAUUUUACUGUCAGUGUUUUUUUUGUCAUUGGUCUUUGUGUUGUGUUAAAAAUUGUUUGAAUUACUACAGUUGUGAAAGAUAUAUCAUAAAUGGGAAAUAAAUAUAUUUGUAUCACUGUACUUCUUUGUA
Austrofundulus limnaeus is the source of this 2369-nucleotide messenger RNA. RefSeq names its product early growth response protein 4. The transcript has 3 exons. Gene Ontology annotation, molecular function: RNA polymerase II cis-regulatory region sequence-specific DNA binding; DNA-binding transcription factor activity, RNA polymerase II-specific. The coding region runs from base 181 to 1749 and encodes 522 amino acids. Gene Ontology annotation, biological process: regulation of transcription by RNA polymerase II. The record is from RefSeq and is a predicted model, not a curated record. Lineage: Eukaryota; Metazoa; Chordata; Actinopteri; Cyprinodontiformes; Rivulidae.